Mytilus trossulus (common blue mussel) is the source of this 921-nucleotide messenger RNA. RefSeq names its product CD209 antigen-like protein E. Bases 1 to 921 code for a protein of 306 amino acids. The record is from RefSeq and is a predicted model, not a curated record. Lineage: Eukaryota; Metazoa; Mollusca; Bivalvia; Mytilida; Mytilidae. The transcript is spliced from 4 exons. Gene Ontology annotation, molecular function: signaling receptor activity.
AUGAAGAGGAUAUUGGUAAUAGGUGUUCUCAUUAUUGCCUUUGCUGCAGCGAAUGAAAAACGUUUUACUAACUCCUCAAAUGAUGGGAAAACUAAUCCCCUUCUGUGGAUGAUUCUGAAUCAAAUAUCCGGAUUUGAUACAAAGAUAAGCAAGCUACAAGAUAAGAACGAGCAAGUCAAUAAAGAGAUCUCAGAAUUAAAACUAAAGCAGAAGGAGACGGACAACAAUGCUGGAAAAAUUAAAACCAUCAACAGUAAAAUUUCAGAAAUAAGAAAAUUUCAAAAUCAUGACGGUAACAGUGUCUAUGAGAAAGCCAUUUCAAAAAUGAAAGCUGAUAUAAGGAAUCUCCAAAGCAAACAUUCCAAUGAUGAUAGAAGAACAAAGCAAAUUCUCAAAAUGAAGGGAGACGUUAAAGAUUUACAAGCAAAACAUAUGCAAGAUGACAAGAGGGAAAAGCAGCUGCAAGAAUUUAACCAACGUUUGAAAGCUUUACGAAAUGAUGUGGACAUAUUAAAAAAGAAAGACAGACAGUCAUGCGAAUCUGGAUGGAAAUUAUUCGGAAACCAUUGCUACUUCUUUGGACUUCAAAAAGCAUCAUGGCACGUAUCAAAGAGAGAAUGCGAGAGCAGGCACAGCUAUUUGGUUAAGAUCGAAACUAAAACAGAGAAUUCAUUUUUGUAUUCAACUUUAACGGCAUACUGGAAACACGAAACAUUUUGGAUAGGUUUGAACGACUUAACCACUGAAGGAAAGUUCACUUGGAUAUCUGAUCACUCAAGUGUUGCAUACAAAGGCUGGGAUCCGACAAAUCCGAGCAAUUCUGGUGGGAACGAAGACUGUACCGAAAUACACGAUGUGCACUGGAACGAUAACAACUGUUCAAGACGAUACAACUUUAUUUGUGAGAAACAAAUAGGCUAA